AUGCUCCAUAUAGAGGAUAGCAAGUUGAGGGUGAUCCUUGCCAGUUACUACCUGAAGAGUGAUGCGGGCCAAUGGUGGAAGUAUGCUAAAGGCUGGAUAGCACCAACAUGGGAGGCGUUUGUAGUGGCCUUCCAAGACAAGUAUCUACCCCCUACAGCUAGGAAGAGGUUGAGGAAGGAGUUCAAGGACCUUAAGCAAUUAAAUAUGUCUGUGGUCGAAUUUGAAGCAGCCUUCUCUAGUUUGUCCCGGUUUGCACCAGAAUUGGUAGUGAUGGAAGAGCACCGUUACAUCGAGUUUGAGCAGAGAUUGAGGACUAAGAUCCUAUUCAAGGUUGCCAGGAACAUGAUCCGAGAUUAUGAUCACCAUGUGGAGGCGGCUGCUCAUGUGGAGAUUAUUGUGGAGGCCGAGGAGGAGAGACUUCAGAAUUCGAGGUCUAGGGGCCAAGGGUCACAGGGGGAUUUUAGGCCCAACAAGAAGAGUAAGAGCACCGUUUCAUCCCAGUCUCAAUCGCAACAAUCUAGAUCUGCUCACCCCUUGCCUAGUGCAGGCCCAGGGAAGAGUACACCGAGUGGGUUUUCUUGCUUCAAGUGUGGCCAAUUGGGUCAUAAGGCUUUUGCCUGUCCACAGAAGGGAGGAGGAUAG
Molecule: messenger RNA, 642 nt
Organism: Camellia sinensis
Lineage: Eukaryota; Viridiplantae; Streptophyta; Magnoliopsida; Ericales; Theaceae
Molecular function (GO): nucleic acid binding; zinc ion binding
Source: RefSeq, a predicted model, not a curated record